AUGAACAAGCUCGAUGACAUCCUAAGACGAUACACCGUCCAAGGAGAGGACACAAAAAACAAACUCCUCGGAGCUGCAUUCGUAGUCACCGACAAACAAGGUAGACACCUGCAACUCACUCACAUUCCUCCAAAGCUAAUCCCCCCAGGAACCAUCUACAGCGGCGCAAAUGGUCGUCUUGACCUGGACACCAAAUCACCCAUCUUCACAGAGAAGACAUUCACAUGGGUAGCAUCACUCACAAAACUCGCCACCACCAUCUCCAUCCUGCAGCUCGUGGAGCAGGGCAAACUCAACCUCGACGCCGACACACGGCACCUCAUCCCGCAGCUGCAAAAUGCCCAAAUCCUGCGUGAAUUCGACGACAACGACAACCCCGUCAUGGAAAACAACAACAGCCCCAUCACCAUGAGGCAGCUCCUCACCCACACAUCCGGCUUCAGCUACGAGUUCUCGGACCCCGUUCUGCUGCAGUGGUCGCGCACCCAGCCGAACCGGCACGUCUCGCGCAUCCAGUGGUCCAGACUGGAAUUCACUACGCCGUUGCGCUUCGCACCCGGCGAGAGCUGGGGAUACGGCGUUGGCCUCGACUGGGCGGGCCAGGUUCUCGAGGCUAUCACUGGUAAAACACUCGGGCAGUACAUGCAGGAAAACAUCUUUGAUCCGCUGGGAUUAAGUGAUACGGGGUUCUGGCCGGAGAGAAUUCCACACACGGCGUCUAGGACGCUGCAGAAUGUGCAGAGGACAAAGGACAUGGGGCUCUCGGAGGCGUACUGGCCAACCCCGGAGAAGCACGAGAUUGAGUCUGGUGGCGGUGGGCUCUUCACAACGGCUAGUGACUAUGCGGUGUUUUUGAGGGCCUUUCUGACGGGGAAAUUGGUCGGCGAGGAGACGAUGAAGGAGAUGCGUACGUCGCAGUUGAAUGAGGCGCAGAGCCAGUUCUUCAACAUGAUUGCGUUUCAUCCCAUGGUCCAUAAUACGUUUGCGCCAGAGUUCCAGAAGGGGACCAAGAUUACCCACGGACUAGGGGGCAUGGUGAAUAUCGAGGAUGUGCCGGGGAAGAGAAAGGCGGGCAGUAUUGCGUGGAGUGGGAUUUUGAAUAGUCGAUGGUGGGCGGACCCGAAAACCGGCAUUGCAGGCGUUCUUGUCGUCAAUGUUCGUCCGAAUGGUGAUCCUGUGGUGGCUAAACUGUACGAUGAGUUGGAAUAUGCGGUCUAUGGGGAAUUGUUGGGCGAAAAGGCUCUUCAAAGUCGCAUUUAG
This is a messenger RNA of Pochonia chlamydosporia 170, 1260 nucleotides long. RefSeq names its product transesterase (LovD). The transcript is spliced from 2 exons. The record is from RefSeq and is a predicted model, not a curated record. Lineage: Eukaryota; Fungi; Ascomycota; Sordariomycetes; Hypocreales; Clavicipitaceae. The coding region runs from base 1 to 1260 and encodes 419 amino acids.